Spirodela intermedia is the source of this 1834-nucleotide messenger RNA. NCBI's taxonomy places the organism in Eukaryota, Viridiplantae, Streptophyta, Magnoliopsida, Alismatales, Araceae. The record is from the annotation of a GenBank genome assembly.
AUGGACGGCUCCGUUGUCGGACGACGGCAAAAGUUCUACGCGGCGGCUCUUCUGCUCGUGGCCGCAGGCAACCUUGUGGGUCCCCGUGAGGCAGGCGGUGAGCAGCCGAACGGUUUCAUCUCGUGGGACGACAUGAGGCCACCCUGGGCUUUCUCUGGGAGCUCGGAAGGGGACAAGGGACUUCGGGUCAUCGUGGUGUCCGGUGAAGGCGGCGGCGACUCCAGGACGGUGCAAGGAGCGGUGGACUUGGUUUCCCCCGGCAACCAGGAGAGAGUCAAGAUCGUGAUACUCCCCGGCGUUUACAAGUGGGGAGAAAAACGCUUGAACGUCGUGCUUUUUGUGCUUGUCGUGACCUUCCACAGAUUCUGAACUCGUCGUGAACUGGUUUGUCGCAGAGAAAAGGUGGUGGUUCCGAUAACGAAGCCGUAUAUCUCCUUCAUAGGGAAUGAGAGCUCCGAGACCGUGAUCUCCUGGCACACACGAGCCUCAGAUAGAGACACUGGCGGUCAGGUCAUCGGAACCCUCGGCUCCGCCACCGUCGCCGUAGAAUCUGAUUACUUCUGCGCGAGGGGAAUCACUUUCGAGGUAAUCCCAUCGAUUUGCUGUUAGAAGUCAACGACGUCUCAAAAAUUUAUAUGAAACUUGCGCGACCGUGGCCUCUUCAUGCAAGGGGAAGCUAGCUACUCGUUAUACAGCUUCAAACCGGCGGGAGUCUAAAGCAGGUUCUGACUAUAAUCUGUGGGUGGCGUUCUAGAACACAGCGCCGGGCGCGUACCCAGGAGCCGAGGGCAUGCAAGCUGUCGCACUGAGAGUAUCGGGAGACAAGGCGAUGUUCUUUAGAUGCAGAGUUCUGGGCUCGCAGGACACCCUCUUCGAUCAAUGGGGAAGGCAUUAUUUCUUCGAUACUUACAUCCAAGGAUCCAUCGAUUUCAUCUUCGGGAGCGCAAAAUCGUUGUACCAGGUGAAUUCAGCCUCUUGAACAGCGCCAAAAUUAAACGUGAAAUCGAAAUAUAUGGAUUUAUUGUAUUUUCUGUCGAUUUGAUUUUGAAAAAGAAGUCUGAUUAUUUUGGCAUUAGAGCUCCAAAAGGCAAUAUAUGGUCAUUGAUGUUCAUAUAGAGAAAAAAAAUAGGAGAUGCGUUCGAAUAGUGUCACAAUUAAUAAAAUAAAAUAAAAUUGUGAUUAGAACGGGAUGAUCGAACUUCACAUUGCUGCAGAUUUCGUAAGUUAGCAUGCAUAAUUUACAAGCUUUUAAUUCCUCGUUGGGAGUCCUCAUCGAGUGUGAUCAGAGAAGGCUGGAGUCCUGUGUUGUAUGUUCGCCGAAUCCUAUGUUACUGCGCAGGCAUGCACACUCCACGGGGUCGCCACAAGCUAUGGCGCAAUCGCGGCCUCUCAGAGGAGCUCGCUCGAAGAGGACUCCGGGUUCUCCUUCCUCGACUGCAGGCUCACCGGCUCGGGGAUUCUCUACCUGGGUAGGGCAUGGGGAAUGUACGCCAGAGUGAUCUACUCCUACUGCCUCUUCGAAGGCAUCGUCAACCCCGAAGGCUGGAACGACUGGGGAGACCCGUCGAGGAGGAGGUACGCGCUGCGGCUCCCACGAACCAAUCAUUUUGAAAUAACGACGUCUUCGGGGGUUGGGGAGGAUUCAAUUCGACGAGGGUAUUAUCGAAGAUACUUUGGAUUUUGCAGGACGGCGUGGUUCGGAGAGUACAAGUGCCGAGGAGAAGGAGCUGAUAAGAGGGGGAGGGUGCCGUGGGCUAGAUCGCUUACCUACGACGAAGCGCGGCCGUUCCUAGACCGGAGCUUCAUCGACGGUAAUCAAUGGCUCAGACUGUAG